AUGCCAGUGGUGACAGUGGAGAAGAUUACCGAACCCUCCAAGUUAGGAGAGGGGCCAUACUGGGACGCAGAGAAGAAAGUCUUGUACUUCGUCGACGUCGGGUCAAAUCGGGUGCAUAAGUACGACCCGGCGACUCGUACUCUGAAGAGCCUCACUCUCGAUGGCGUAACUUUCAUUAUUCCAGCUAGAGGCGAGGCAGACAAGUUCGUUAUAAGCAUGUAUCGUGACGUGGUGCUGAUGACGUGGAAUGGGGAGAGCAGCGAGCCAGCUGCUCUGGAAGUGAUCGCGACGGUGCACGACGAGGACGGAAGUCGGGACAACAGGAUCAACGACGCCAAGGCGGACGCUGCCGGCACUCUCUGGGCAGGGACAUUGGGACCAAUAGUAAAUAAUGAGGUCACUCCAGAAAAAGGAAUAUUGUUCAGCCUUGCCAAGAACAGAAGUACUAAAACGCACGCAACAAAAAUCAGCAUUUCAAACGGCUUUGCGUGGAGUUCGGACAACAAAACCAUGUAUUACAUUGAUUCUCCCACUAGAAAAAUAGAUGCUUUCGAUUUUAAUAUUACCGAGGGCAAAAUAGGCAACAGAAGAACGGUUUUCGACUUCAAAGAACAAGGAGUGGAAGGGCUGCCAGACGGGCAAACUAUUGAUACAGACGGAAACCUAUGGGUGGCGUGCUUUGGCGGCAAGCAGGUGAUUCAGGUUGACCCACGCACGGGCAGGCUGCUGCGGCGGGUGGAGAUCCCGGCGCAGAACGUGACGUCAGUGGUGUGGGGCGGCGCUAGCCUCGACGAGCUGUUCGUCACGACUGCCUCCUUCGGCCUGGACCGCCCCGAAGAGCACCCCAUGGCCGGCUGCACCUUCCGCGUCACCGGACUCGGCGCCCGGGGACUCCCGGCGCAGACCGUCGUCCUCUGA
Molecule: messenger RNA, 918 nt
Organism: Schistocerca americana (American grasshopper)
Lineage: Eukaryota; Metazoa; Arthropoda; Insecta; Orthoptera; Acrididae
Product: regucalcin-like
Exons: 5
Coding region: 1-918 (305 amino acids)
Biological process (GO): L-ascorbic acid biosynthetic process
Molecular function (GO): calcium ion binding; gluconolactonase activity; enzyme regulator activity
Source: RefSeq, a predicted model, not a curated record